Molecule: messenger RNA, 1609 nt
Organism: Arabidopsis arenosa
Lineage: Eukaryota; Viridiplantae; Streptophyta; Magnoliopsida; Brassicales; Brassicaceae
Source: the annotation of a GenBank genome assembly
AGAAAGCGAGAGAAGAAUGGAUAUUGAUUCUGAGAUUUCAAUGUCUUCUUACUUCAAACGAUAUGGUCAGGUCAAAUUCAAAGAUUUCUCAAACUCACCUCUCAAAAAACCUAAAUAUUCACCGACGACGAGUGUUAUUGAGAUUUCUGAUUCAUCGUCAAGCAACAACUCCAUGAUCCCUCCUCGUCCUCAAAACCCUAUUUUCACUGUGAAACUCUCUCCGAUCAUUCUCCGUCUACGUCGUUGUUCGAGGACCAUUAAAAAGAAGAAAUUUACACAGCCUUUGAAAAAGAAGAAGAAGAGUAGUACUAAAAGUCUCAAAGAGGUAAGCAGAGGAUCAUUCAACGCCGCUGUUCAGAAACAUUCCACCACCGUAACCCGCCACGGAGGAGUUAAAAAGAUUUCGUCUUGGGUGAAAUCUAGGUUACUUGGGGAAGGGGGUUACGGGUCUGUUUACCUAGCGACGAGUAAAGACGACAGAUACAAAACAGAGAGAGCCAUCAAAAGUGCAGAGCUUUCAAAGGCUUCGAGUCUUAUGCACGAAGCAAGGAUCCUAAAACGUUUACAAUCUCCGUUCGUGAUUAGUUCCUACGGCGAUGAGAUUGCACGAGAAGGGACAGGUCAUGAAUAUAACUUAGUUCUCGAGUAUUGUUCUGGACAGUGUCUAGCGGAUUUGAUCGAAGAUAAUCACGGAGGGUUGUCUGAGUUUGAUGUGAAGCAAUUCUCUAGAGAUGUUCUGUCUGGUCUGAGUUACAUUCACAGGAGAAACAUUGUUCAUUGUGAUAUCAAACCAGACAAUCUCUUACUCAGCCCUGUUGAUCACCGGUUUAGGUUUAAUGGGUAUCUGAUUAAAAUUGCAGAUUUUGGUUUAUCAAUGGAGAAAGGUUCGGCAGAGUAUGGGAAUGGAUGUGGUCAUAUGAGAGGGACAACUAGGUACAUGGCUCCGGAGUUAAUAGGCCAUGGGGUUGUUGAUUUUGGUGUUGACAUUUGGGCGUUUGGAUGUUCUGUUUUGGAGAUGCUAACCGGGCAAAUGGUUUGGGGAGAGCAUGGUGAUUUGGUUCUUGAUGAUUGGGUUAAGCUCAUCGGUCACAGUGAUCUCAUUCCUCGUAUAUCGAGUCGGUUAUCGGAAGAAGCUCAGGAUUUUUUGAGGAGAUGCUUUAUUAGAGAGCCCAGUUCAAGAUGGAGGAUCAAUGAACUCAUGAAUCAUCCGUUUCUCUAUUCGGAUAAGAAAGCUUUGAAGAAGCUGUUUAAGCAACAGAGUUCCUAUCGAAUCAAGCUUUUAUCCUCGUACAAGGAAAUGGUAGCUCUUGUUGUUGAGAUGGUAAAUGCAAGCAGAUCUCUGAGAUCUCUUGUACAGUUUGAUGAUACUUGCCAUGUUGAUAUGAUCACAGAGAAGAUGGCAGGGGAGCUUGUGGAGAUGUUCAAACGCCAAGUAAUGAUUUACUUGAUAACUUUGCUUGCAGAGGUAAACAUCGACACUCGUAGGGUGGAUGAGAUUUUAGCUUUGGCCGGGGAAGAAAUUAGAGUCACCUUCUAGCGCUCAAAAGCUGUUCAUAAGUUCAGCUUCUGGUUAACUUUCAAUGACUUUAAACAAAGCAUGACUGAUUCU